UUUUCAAUCAUCUUUGACGCUCUGACACGGAUGGAGAGUGGAGUGUGGAAACUGCGCAAACUAUCCCCAGAUCAGGCGCACUUCCUUCGGGUUUAAAUGAAGUUAGAUGCGGUUUUCUCCAGCGGUGGUGACUCUGGACCUCAACAAGUAGAGAAGAGCGGAGGAGCUGACAGCUGCAUUGGGGUCCGGGCUGGAGGUGCAUGCGGGAAAAGACGCACUCUGAGCCGGGAAGAUGAACAGCGGAGGCUCGGGGAACUUUCUGCUGGUGCCCAUCCCGGAGUAUCCGCUUCUAGACUGCGUCCCCAACAAGACAGUGAAGCUCGCGGUGCUCGGAGCCAGCAGCGUGGGCAAAACCGCUCUGAUCGUGCGGUUUCUCACCAAACGUUUCAUUGGAGAUUAUGAAGCCAACACCGGAGCUCUGUAUUCGAGGAAGUUGCCCCUGGACACAGAGGACGUGUCUCUUCAGAUCCAGGACACUCCCUGUGUGUCUCUGCAGGAGGACGACGGCUUGUACUGCCAGGAACAAAUCAACAGAUCUAUUUACUGGGCGGAUGGAUACGUGUUUGUGUUCUCCAUCACAGACUACAGCAGUUACCGCACGGUGCAGCCUCUUUACCAGCACGUGCGCCGCAUCCACCCCUCCGGAAACAUCCCCAUCAUCCUGGUCGGGAACAAGAGCGACCUGCUGCGAGCGCGACAGGUGUCCGCUGACGACGGAGAGACGCUCGCCACCACGCUAGGGGGAGUGUACUUUGAGACGUCAGCGCGAGAAAACCACCACAGCGUCCACAGCGCCUUCCUGCAUCUGUGUCAAGAGGUGAUCCGCUCCUUUGGUUCUGGAAACGGAGAGAAGCGCCGCGGAGGGCUUCAUUUAGCACGACCCAAGUCUCCGAACAUGCAGGAACUUAAGAGGAGGUUCAGACAGGUGCUCUCGUCUAAAGUCAAGUCUGCACCCACGCUAUGAUCCAACACGCAACCAAAAUGUGCCCAGAACAUAGCCAAAAACGGACCCAAAACUCACCCCUCUGAACUAAAGAAAAGGUUCAGACAAGUGCCCUCGUCUAAAGUCAAGUCUGCAACAACGCUGUGGUCUGAAACACAACAGAAAGGCAACCAAAACUCACCCAAAAUGUGCCUAGAAUAUAACCAAAAACUCACCCCUCUGAACUAAAGAGGAUGUUCAUGUCUGCCUCCACGCUGCCACCCAAAAACAAUCAAAGCUUAACCGAAAAGCACUCAAAUCUUACCCAGAAUAUAGCCAAAAACUGACCCAAAACUCCCUUAUCUGCUGCAGUGAUGUAGUGGGGAUUUUUGAAGUGGGGGUGAUUCGUGACGUCAUCGAUGUGACACCUCCCCUCAGAAUGGUGUGGAAUUAUGUUAUUAACACUAACGCCAUUCAGAAUCACCUACAGAGCAUAAAGCACAGGAUGCAACACCUG
Molecule: messenger RNA, 1439 nt
Organism: Boleophthalmus pectinirostris (great blue-spotted mudskipper)
Lineage: Eukaryota; Metazoa; Chordata; Actinopteri; Gobiiformes; Gobiidae
Gene: rasl11a
Product: RAS-like, family 11, member A
Exons: 8
Coding region: 233-964 (243 amino acids)
Molecular function (GO): GTPase activity; GTP binding
Source: RefSeq, a predicted model, not a curated record